AUGCGCGUUCUCUUGCUGCUUCUUGGAUUGGCACUGUUUGCUCCGAGUUAUGAAUUUUAUAGAAACAGGUACGAAAUUGUCAACUUCGACAGAACAGGAGCACAAGCUUCCAUCGAGGAACUGAAAAGUGGUUUUGAGAUUCUAAACGGAUACGUGAAGUCUUUGUUCAUUCGAUCACCGGUUGAUCAGCGAUGGUCGCCACCUGGUGGUGAAAUGAAUACUUCAGCUGCUCCCUUUCGAACUCAAUUCCACAUUACGUUGAAAUCGGCAAGCAUUAGGUCUGCAAAUCUGAAAUUGCGAAGCGAAAAUGUGGAUUGCAUUAGCUGA
Molecule: messenger RNA, 327 nt
Organism: Fasciola hepatica (liver fluke)
Lineage: Eukaryota; Metazoa; Platyhelminthes; Trematoda; Plagiorchiida; Fasciolidae
Source: the annotation of a GenBank genome assembly